This is a messenger RNA of Notothenia coriiceps (black rockcod), 1194 nucleotides long. It is a transcript of the gene vps28, whose product is annotated as VPS28 subunit of ESCRT-I. Gene Ontology annotation, cellular component: ESCRT I complex. Gene Ontology annotation, molecular function: protein-containing complex binding. Bases 106 to 777 code for a protein of 223 amino acids. The record is from RefSeq and is a predicted model, not a curated record. The transcript is spliced from 10 exons. Lineage: Eukaryota; Metazoa; Chordata; Actinopteri; Perciformes; Nototheniidae. Gene Ontology annotation, biological process: protein transport to vacuole involved in ubiquitin-dependent protein catabolic process via the multivesicular body sorting pathway.
AAUGGACACCUAAUAUAUUGACGUCUUUGGGUCCUCGCAGAAGGUGUGUUUACGCUGACGUCACAGCAGUUUGCCGAAGGGAUCAAGGACUGACACAUCGGCAUCAUGUUCCAUGGCAUACCAGUUACAGGAGGGGUGGGAGGAGCUCCGGCAAACAAGCCUGAGUUAUAUGAGGAGGUGAAAUUGUACAAAAAUGCAAGAGAACGAGAGAAGUAUGAUAACAUGGCAGAGCUGUUUGCUGUUGUCAAGACCCUUCAGGCUCUGGAGAAGGCUUACAUCAAAGACUGUGUCACGCCCAAUGAGUACACCGCCUCCUGCUCCAGGCUGCUGGUCCAGUACAAGGCCGCCUUCAAACAGGUGCAGGGCUCUGAUGUGGGCUCAAUCGAUGAUUACUGCAGAAAGUACAGACUCGACUGCCCACUAGCCAUGGAAAGGAUUAAGGAGGACCGGCCAAUCACCAUCAAGGAUGACAAGGGCAACCUGAACCGCUGCAUUGCAGAUAUAGUUUCUCUCUUCAUCACUGUGAUGGACAAGCUCAGACUGGAGAUCAGGGCCAUGGAUGAGAUCCAGCCAGACCUUAGGGAGCUGAUGGAAACCAUGAACAGAAUGAGCAACAUGCCUCCAGACUCAGAGGCUAAGGACAAAGUCAGCCUCUGGCUGGCCACCCUCAGCAGCAUGUCGGCCUCAGACGAGUUGGAUGAUAAUCAGGUGCGCCAGAUGCUGUUUGAUCUGGAGUCGGCUUACAAUGCCUUCAACCGCUUCCUCCACUCCUCCUAAAGCCUCGGCCCAUCAUCGAUCCACCUGUCUGAAAUUCUGACUCUAAUAUCUAUUAAGUUAAAAAAAAACACUCUUCCUUCUCCUUCUGGCUAUUGAUGGGGCAGGUUCAGAUCUGGACGGGGUCUAGAUCUGUCUCACAUCAGCCCAUUUCUUUUCGUAUGUCCUUUUUAUUCAUAUUGUGUACUAUUCAAACUCCUCGCCUCGUGUACUUCAGUGUCUGGGACAUCAUGAUGCCUGCAGCCUUGCCCCCCAGGUUUAAUCUGUGCUGUGAGACACUCCAUUGGCCUCUUUUCUACCCAAACUUGUGUGAAAAAACCUUUAACAUUGGCUGUAAAUUCUGCUCUGGACAAAACAGUUUACUUCUAACUUUGUACUGUAAUAUCAAAAAGGUCUAAUUUUAUACUUUUGCAGAGCACC